This is a messenger RNA of Sphenostylis stenocarpa, 1569 nucleotides long. Lineage: Eukaryota; Viridiplantae; Streptophyta; Magnoliopsida; Fabales; Fabaceae. The record is from the annotation of a GenBank genome assembly.
AUGCGGUGGCCGUUGCUGCUGUUGUUGUGGUUGAUGGAGGUAACGGCACGCGCAAUGCCGCUUCCGAUCACGUUUUCCUCGCGCCUAGUUCACCGGUUCGCUGACGAAAUCAAACCGGUUCGAAUUCCGACCGGCGACUGGCCAGACCGGCGGAGCAUGCGAUACUACCAGGUGCUUCUCGCCGACGACAUUCUCAGACGCAAGAUUAAACUCGGAGACGCUCGCUACCAGCUUCUGUUUCCUUCUCAUGGUAGCAAAACGAUGUCUCUGGGCAACGACUUCCGCUGGUUACAUUACACGUGGAUUGAUAUAGGAACACCGAGUACUUCGUUUCUUGUGGCGUUGGACGCGGGAAGUGAUCUUCUUUGGAUUCCGUGUGAUUGCGAACAGUGUGCUCCAUUGUCAUCGAGUUACUAUUCCAAUCUGGAUAGAGAUCUGAAUGAGUAUAGUCCGUCUCGAUCGUUAUCCAGUAAGCAUCUAUCUUGCAGUCAUCAGUUGUGUGAUAAGGGUUCGAAUUGUAAAAGUUCCCAGCAGCAGUGUCCGUACAUGGUCAGUUACUUGUCAGAGAAUACAUCGAGUUCUGGACUGUUAGUUGAGGACAUAUUGCAUCUUCAGUCGGGUGGCAGUUUAUCAAACUUGUCUGUUCAGGCCCCAGUUGUUCUAGGGUGUGGUAUGAAGCAAAGUGGUGGUUAUUUGAAUGGGGUUGCCCCCGAUGGCCUAUUAGGCUUGGGACCUGGGGAAAGUUCAGUUCCAAGUUUUCUAGCCAAAUCAGGACUAAUUCACAAUUCUUUUUCCUUGUGCUUUAAUGAAGAUGAUUCUGGUAGAAUGUUUUUUGGGGACCAGGGACCAACCAUCCAACAGUCUACUCAAUUCUUGCCUUUGGAUGGAUCAUAUUCAACGUACAUUGUUGGAGUGGAGUCAUGUUGUAUUGGGAAUUCUUGUCUUAAAAUGACAAGUUUUAAAGCACAGGUUGAUAGCGGCACGUCUUUUACGUUUCUUCCUGGCCAUGUUUAUGGAGCAAUAGCCGAGGAGUUUGAUCAACUAGUAAAUGGUUCAAGAUCUAGCUUUGAAGGAUCUCCUUGGGAGUAUUGUUAUGUACCCAGUUCACAAGAGUUGCCAAAGGUUCCCAGCUUAACUCUCAUGUUCCAACAGAAUAACAGUUUUGUGGUCUAUGAUCCCGUUUUUGUAUUCUAUGGCAAUGAGGGAGUCAUUGGAUUUUGUUUAGCCAUACAGCCAACUGAAGGGGAUAUGGGAGCAAUUGGACAGAACUUCAUGACAGGAUACCGUUUGGUAUUUGAUAGGGAAAACAAGAAGCUAGCGUGGUCUCGCUCAAAUUGUCAGGAUCUUAGUCUAGGUAAGAGGAUGCCGCUUUCUCCAAAUGAGACUUCUUCAAAUCCCUUACCUACAGACGAGCAACAAAGAACGAACGGGCAUGCAGUUGCCCCAGCUGUUGCUGGGAGAGCUCCCCACAAACCUUCAGCCGCUUCGUCUCGGAUGAUUUCAUCAUGCCGGGUACAUUGGCACUGCUAUUUGUUUCUUCUAUUUCAACUUGUGUCUGCCUUUUACUGA